CUCCUCCGCGGACCCGCCGCGGGCCCCGGGCUCUGCGGUUCGCGGGAGGCUCCCAGCUCGCCGCGGCUGCAGCCCAGCCGCCGCCGAGGGAGUGCGGGGCGCGCGCAACUCCCGAGGAAGAGAAGGAUCAUUUUUGGUAAAUCAAGCGCAGAACGUGAUACUGCCCAGUGACACAUGCUGACAGCACCUUGGAACAAAUUCCCUCUUGGAAGCCACCCUGUGGCUUAGCUUUCAAACCCAAGGUUCAUCUUACCCAGGAAAAAAUGGCUCACACGAAGAGGCAAUUGCUGUACGUUUCCCUGGUGGUCCUGGGAGCCCUUUGUCUGUACUUCAGCGUGUAUACUGUGAGUCCUUAUAAAGAGCCAUUUGCUUUCAAGAAACCAAGCGAGAACUUCCUUCAGCUUCCGGACAUAGACUGCAGGCGGGAUCCCCCCUUCCUCGUCCUGCUGGUGACUUCAACCCAUGAGCAGACGUUUGCUCGCAUGGCCAUUCGGAGCACCUGGGGAAGAGAAAAGAGCGUGUGGGGAAGACACAUAAGAACAUUCUUCCUCCUGGGAACCACCUUCAAUAAAGACUUGUCGAGAGCGGUGGCCCAGGAAAGCCAGCAACACCGCGACCUCAUCCAGAAGGACUUUGUGGACACUUACUUCAACCUGACUCUGAAAACGAUGAUGGGCAUGGAGUGGGUCCACCGCUACUGUCCCCAGGCGGCUUUUGUGAUGAAAACAGACUCUGACAUGUUUGUCAACAUUUACUAUCUGACAGAGCUACUUGUGAAGAAAAACAGAACCACUAGAUUUUUCACUGGCUUCUUAAAAUUGAAUGAAUUUCCUAUUAGGCGAAAGUACAAUAAGUGGUUUGUCAGUAAAGAUGAAUAUCCGUGGGACAGGUAUCCACCCUUUUGCUCUGGCACCGGCUAUGUUUUUUCUAGUGAUGUUGCAAGUCAGGUGUAUAACAUUUCUGAAAGCAUCCCAUUCAUUAAACUAGAAGACGUCUUUGUGGGGCUCUGCCUCGCGAAGCUGAAAGUCACCCUGGAGGAGCUGCACUCAAAGCAGACCUUUUUCCCAAACGGUUUACGCUUUUCCACGUGCCGUUUUAAGAAGAUCGUGUCCUGUCAUUUUAUCAGUCCUCACAACUUGCUGAGCUAUUGGCAGGCUCUGGAAAAUUCCCUGGGAGAAAAGUGUCCACCUUUCUGAGGGGUGCCUGGCAGCGUGUCUGGAUACAUUUCUGACGACCCGUGGUGACUGGUUGGAAAGCUCUCCGGGUGGCAUUCCGAACUCAUCCGGGGCAGGGAGGGAGAGAGAAAGGAGGACCGUGAGGUUGUCUGAAUGAGAAGGCAAGCUCCAACGAACUGCCAGAUUAUUCCACUCCGUGCCCAAGCAAUGUAGACGCCACCUCUUGAGUACCUCCGCUGUGGCACUGUGACGUGCGCCUACAUUUUCUCAUUUCAGCAUCCACAGGUGUGGUGGGUAUUAUCACCCCCAUCUUACCCAAAGUGAUAGCAGCUUAUCUCGAGGUACAGGAACUUGUCCCAAGGCUCCUGGCCAACAAAUGUUAGGGCAGGGGUGAAAAUCGAGCACUACGAGAAUCCAGCCUGCAGCUGCUCUGUGCUGCCUGCCUUGGAAGAGACAGUAGUGAGGAAGGCUCAAGGCUCCUGGCAUCCUUCAGUCCCUUCCUAGAGUGCCCUCCUGCUCAGCUCCCAGUUCCUGUGCCUUUUAGUGCUGGCACUGGGGUGGGCCCACGUGCCCCCAGCUCCCUUUAUUCACUGUGAUGGAUCUGGCGGCACACGGAGUCCCUGCUGGCAGCCUGGCACUCAUCUCACUGCCGAGAGCAUCCCAGAUGAUAUCCACUAAGAAACAAGCUCUGGAGAGAAGUCAGUUUUUUUAGAUUUGGCUUACAAACCACUGUAAAGCCUGGCCUGUUGUUUCGACCUCUUAGCCACACUGCUGGCCUCCCCAAGAGCAUGGCCUCUCCUCUGAGUCACCCGUGACGUUCCUGUUUGUCUGCUCCCAGGGCCCUGGGUCUGCACUUCAGGUCUCCACGUUCAAACUAGAGAGUGAUUGGGCACCAGGCUGGGUCUGUGAAGGAUUCUGGGAGAUCUAGGAGUUUAGUUGGAUUUUUCUUAGGUGGCCAAGGACCUGUAGGACACUGAAUGCCGAAGUGAGCUCCGGUCAAGGAGGAGCCGUCUCCCAUGUCCAGACUCAUCUGCUUUGAAUUUCUCAGAUGGCCAAGCAAUGACAGUUUUGUGGUGUGGAGUUUCAUGUUCAGCUUUCUGCUCCCUUUGAGGUUUGUAUGAGCCAGUCUGCAGGGUCCUGUGGAAGCAGGGCACCUCUCUGGAGGGCCUUUGCACAUUCAGCUGCUGCUGCAUUACAUGCAAAGUCAUCUGGCUCCUGAUCGUAGGAAGGAUUGCUUCUCAUUUUUUUUUUUUUUACUGGACUUGACUUUACCAGCACUCCACACAAAGGCCCCUCAUGUGGCUGGGUAACUUGUAAUGUUGGACUAAGCCUAUACCUGAACUCAGGAAGAGAUGUUUGCUGCAGAAUAGUCAUGGCAGUGCUGAAUUGCAAAAUAAGGUUUGGCAUCCUUGUGUGCACAGUCUCUCAUGUCUGGAUGGAGCUGCUUCUUUGCAGAUGUGUUUCCUUAUCCUGGCUGCUCUGAACGUGCUGGAUCGUGUUCAGAGCAGCUUCCUUCUCAGGUGGGAAAGUCAGGGACUGAGCUUGUUUUCUGAAGCCCAGACUUUGCGAGAGCCAUAACCCUUGGUCCCACAGGAUGCGCUGCCCCUGAUUCUGAAAGUAACAGAGGGCUUUGAGAGGGGAGUUUGUGUGGCAGUAGGUCUGGGUCUGUGCUUAGAUGUCUAGUGUGCGUGUCCAGGUGGCUCCCGGGCUGGGGAUGGGCUGAGGUGUGGCCGAUGCAGGAUGCGGUCUUACCAUCAGCCUGAUGCCCUGAGCUACAGGGGCCCCUAAGCACAGGUGGGCUCCACCUACAACCUCUGUGUGAUCUUAGAGCGUUUUUGGCAAAACACAUUUCCCCCUACUCUAUUUCUUUAUACAAUGAAGAAUUUUUUUUUUUCUCUAGGGAAAAUAAUUUCAUGACUAUAGAACUUGAAAGGACCUCAGGACUCCUUCAGUCCCGUCUUCAGCUCAUGGCUGCUUAUCCUGGUGGCUGAGCCAGACACCCUGCAGCCAUCUUGACUCCUGUGCACCAGGAAACACCACGUGCUCUACCUUCAAAUUAGAUCCAGAAGCCACCCACGCCCCUCACAGCCACCGCUGCCACCUCCCCCCCACUCCCCCCUGUGUUCUUGCCACAGCUUCUGCCUGGUCUCUUGGCUCCCGUCACUGUAUUCCUUUAACCUGCUCCCCAAACAGCAUCCAGAAUGCUCUUUGAGAAUAUAGAUCGAAGCAUCUCACUUUUCUGCUCUAAACCCUCUAGUGGACCCCCAUUUCUGGGUAAAAGCCAUAUCCUUAAUGUUAUUACCUGCGCUGUUAUUCUGUAAUCUCAGCCCUUCACGCUCCCCUCCCCCAGCCUGCUCUGGCCUCCCUGAACAGAGUACUCUGCCAGUCCCACUGGCCUUCCUGCCUCUUCUGAAACAUUGCAGGCAUGCCCCACCCACCUCAGGGCCUUUGCACUGGCUGUUCCCUCUGCCAGGAAGGCCCUUUCCUCAGAUAUUCUCAUGGCCCAGCCUUCUUGAAGUCUUUGGUCAGAUAGCAUCUUCUUAAUGAGGCUGACUGUUCUGUGAAAUUGCAGCUUGCCCCACCCCACAUUCCCCUGCCUUGUUAAAGCAUUUCCACUGCACUUACCAAUUU
Molecule: messenger RNA, 3806 nt
Organism: Manis javanica (Malayan pangolin)
Lineage: Eukaryota; Metazoa; Chordata; Mammalia; Pholidota; Manidae
Gene: B3GALT5
Product: beta-1,3-galactosyltransferase 5
Biological process (GO): protein O-linked glycosylation
Cellular component (GO): endoplasmic reticulum; Golgi membrane
Molecular function (GO): N-acetyl-beta-D-glucosaminide beta-(1,3)-galactosyltransferase activity
Source: RefSeq, a predicted model, not a curated record